Molecule: messenger RNA, 1179 nt
Organism: Lathyrus oleraceus (garden pea)
Lineage: Eukaryota; Viridiplantae; Streptophyta; Magnoliopsida; Fabales; Fabaceae
Product: cyclin-dependent kinase inhibitor 4
Exons: 3
Coding region: 153-812 (219 amino acids)
Biological process (GO): negative regulation of cyclin-dependent protein serine/threonine kinase activity
Cellular component (GO): nucleus
Molecular function (GO): cyclin-dependent protein serine/threonine kinase inhibitor activity
Source: RefSeq, a predicted model, not a curated record
GAGAGAGAAGAUAUACAGACAUUGCGUUGCCCCCUAAAACCCAAACCCUAAAAUUCACAAUCUUCCCUCCAAUUUUCCCUCUCUCUUCGCACAUAACACAAUUUACCCUCCAAAAUCGCUUUUUCUCUUUCAACUUUCAAUUUUUCUUUUCAAUGGGUAAGUACAUGAAGAAAUCCAAAACCGCCGGCGACGUCGCCGCUGUAAUCAUGGAAGCUCCGUCUCACGCCACCGCCGUCGGAGUCCGGACCAGAGCUAAAACCCUAGCUCUCCAGAAGUCGCCGACUUCUUCCCCGCAACUUACGGACUCCUCUGCUUUCCUUCAGCUCCGGAGUCGGCGCCUCCGGAAGGUCCCUCCGCCGCCGCAGCCUCGCAGGGAGAAUGAUUCAGUAGGAAGUUUGAGGCUUCGAGAGUGUUCUAUCAAAACGUUUUCGUCUCUGCAUAGUGUUGAGAAUUUGGGAACUGGAAAUUUCUGUGCUGAAGAGGUGAAUUUUGAUUUCACCGUGGAAGGUUCUUUUGGGGAAAAUUUCUUGGAGAUUGAAGGCUUAGAUAGAAGCACCAGAGAAAGCACACCUUGUAGUUUAAUAAGGGAUUCAAGUGCCAUCCAUACCCCUGGUUCAACCACAAGACAAAGGACACACCGGAUAAUUCGUGAACACAUGCAGAGAAAUAUUCCAACAGCUUACGAAAUGGACGAGUUCUUUGCUUUCGCAGAGAAGCAGCAACAAGCAAUAUUCAUGGAAAAGUACAAUUUUGAUGUAGUGAAUGAUGUACCUCUAUCAGGACGAUACGAAUGGGUCCCUGUACUUCACUAGGACAAGCUUUCGCAAGCCAUUUGGAUUUCAGGCAGAGCUAUUAGACUUGUAAUUUAGCCGAGCUAGCAGCUUUCACUAACCAUUUAGAUCGCUUGAGAUCUUGUUCUACACAAAUGCGCAUCAUCACUCGUACUCUGCGUAUGCACGGGUAUUUUACUAGUUACUAGUUUAGUUUAGAAGACAUUUCUAAUAUAUGGUUAGUUUAGAAUUUAGAGUUAGUUAAAUGUAUUUCUUAUAUGUAAGGGUAGGGGGGUAUAUGGGUCUCUUUUGUUUUCUUGAGUAUUGUUAACUUGUGUCUAUAAUUUCCUAGGGAUAAAUCGUUAAUCAGUAGUGUUAAUGUUACUAUUAAUACUAGUUAUCCUUUCUA